AUGCUCUUCUCAAAACCAUGCAUCCGUCUCUUAGCCACCGUAUUUCUGCUUUCCAUCUCAGACCACGCAUCAGCCCAGUCCCUCGGCUUCGACAGUCGUGAAGCCACAAUAGCCAGCGUCCACCACGCUCUAUUCACCGGCCUAUCAUCCUGCCGCGAGGUAGUCUCCUCCUUCCUCACCCGCAUCGAGACGCACAACCCGCGAAUCAACGCCAUCAUCGCCCUCAACCCCUCCGCCCUGGCCACCGCAGACGCGCUAGACCACGCCCUCUCCCUCGGCAACACCAGCACCGGCCCGCUCUUCUGCGUCCCCAUCCUCCUCAAAGACAACUUCGACCUCGCCGGCCUCCCCACGACGGGCGGCAACCUCGCCCUCUCGUCCCUCCACCCGUCGACGUCCGCCCCCACGGUCGCCGCGCUGCAGCGCGCCGGCGCCGUCGUGCUCGGCAAAGCCAACCUGCACGAGCUGGCGCUCGAGGGGCUCACGGCCAGCUCGCUGGGCGGGCAGACGCUCAACCCGUACGACGCGGCGCGCACGCCGGGCGGGUCGUCGGGCGGCAGCGGCGCGGCGGUCGCGGCGUCGUUUGCCGUCCUCGCGACGGGCACCGACACGGUCAACUCGCUGCGCAGCCCCGCGUCGGCGAACAACCUGUUCAGCGUGCGGCCGACCAGGGGGUUGCUGAGCCGCGGCGGGGUGGUGCCUAUCUCGUACACGCAGGAUGCGGUGGGCGUGAUGGCGCGGAGCCUGGAGGACGUGGCGGUUGCGUUGACGGCGAUGGCCGGGGUGGGGUAUGAUGAGGCGGAUAACGCGACGGCGUUGAUUCCGGAGGCGAGCGUGGGCGUUGAUUAUGCGGCGGAGCUGGCGGGGGCGUCGUCAAGUCUGGAGGGCGUGAGGUUGGGGCUUCUGGAGCCGUUUUUCAACCGCUCCGCGGGCCCGGAGACGGACCCCGUCAAUGAGGCUAUGGACACCGUCGUCGGGGAGCUGGCGGCUGCGGGCGCGACCAUCGUCCGCAUCAAUGACACGGAGCUGUUCAACGCGACGGGCAUGGCCGCGACGCUGGACACCCAGCGCUUCGAGUACCGCGAGUCCCUGGAAGCGUACCUGCAAAACUCCGACCACACUUCCUCUUCCCCCGCCUCCCCCUUCCCCCGUACCCUAGCCUCCCUCUACGCCACGAACAACACAUCGGGCUCGGGCACGGGGAACGGCUCCUUCCUCGUCAUCCCCGCGCAGUACGAAUACGUCACCACCGCCCUUCGCUCCAGCACCGCCAACGCCACCUACUCCGCCGUCCAAUCCGGCAUACGCAACCUCACCCUCGCCCUCGCGGCGACCAUGUCCGCGCACCGCGUCUCCGCCCUGCUCUACCCGGAGCAGCGCAACCUCGUCGUGCCGGUGGGCGCACCCAGCCAGAGCGGCCGGAACGGGAUACUCGCUGCGCUGACGGGAAGUCCGGUGGUUUGCGUGCCGAUUGGCUUCAGCGGUGGCGGUGGUGGCGAAGGGAGUGGUGAUGAGGACGCGUCGCUGGGCGUGCCGAUUGGGAUGGAGGUGUUGGGCCGGCCGUGGGAUGAGAGGACGUUGUUCGGGGUGGCGAAGGGGGUGAGGGAGGCGGUGGGGCCGAGGGCGAGGCGGAGGACGCCGGGGUGGGCGACGGGUUUUGUGGAGGGGAAGGUUUAUGAGAGUGUGCCGGUGAUGAGGCCGGAUAGGGGGAAUGUGCCGGACGCGUAUCCGUUGGGAGUAUUGUGA
Molecule: messenger RNA, 1746 nt
Organism: Diplodia corticola
Lineage: Eukaryota; Fungi; Ascomycota; Dothideomycetes; Botryosphaeriales; Botryosphaeriaceae
Product: amidase signature enzyme
Exons: 1
Coding region: 1-1746 (581 amino acids)
Source: RefSeq, a predicted model, not a curated record